AUGACCAAUAACCAAGAUGAUGCAGGGAUGUGGGAGAAACUUAACAAGUCAAGUCAGGAAGAUCUGUUCGAAGCUAGUUAUGCUCGUAAGAAACUCCGUCAGAUUACCCUUGGUAAACAGCUUUGUGGUGGCAAUACUGAUACUGAAGAAACUAAGGAGUUUGUACAAGAACCUAGAGUAAGAAAAUCUAAGAAGAAGUCUUCUUCCAAGACCUCGAAGUGCAAGAAAUGGACACCUGAGGAGGAACAAAUUGUAAAGGAUUACAUAGUUAAGAAUGGGAAAGAUAACAUUGAUCCUCUAUGUCACAAACUUAACAGGAAUAAGAGCAGUAUUUGGGCAAGGUAUAGAGACAAGCUUGACCCAGCCAACGAUAAUUCACCUCUUUCAACUGAAGAAGAGUGCUUACUCUUGAAGUAUUAUGCUGAUAAUGGGACUACUGCUAGUGCAAAUUCACUUUUUAUGAAUAGAAAUCCUUACUUCUUGAAGCAAUGCUUCUCAAAAAUUGUAGUAAGAGAGAUACCAAAGCUUCAAACUAAUAGUAAGUCCAAAAAUUCACUCCCUAAAGUCUUUCAGCAAGAGAGGACGUUUGGUAGAAGAGAGAUAGAAAGAUCGAUCAGUCCUAAUGAUACUAUGGAUGUGGCUAAGAUUAUUUAUGCCAAACUUGUAAAUGAACCCCAUUCUGGUGAAGAUAUUUUAACACUGUGUGAAUCUGUCGAGGAUAAUAAUGUCAAAAUAAAGCAGGAGACAACUGAUAUUAACUGUGCUUCUCAACCAGCUACAAUCAGUAAAAGGAAGAAGAAAAGAAAUUUGAAGUAUGAAGAGAAGUUCAUUGACCUCUGUGAUUCUCAAAUGACUACUUACACUGAAAAGCCCCCAACAGAGAGGUUAGUCAAGCUUGAAGACUGAUCUUCAGUGAAGAGCAAGAAGAGUACUCGGACUAAAUCCAAAAAGAAACAUUCAAAAUCCAAGCAAAAGAAAGACCCUCAGUCGCCUCGAUCCCAGAAAAGUAAGAGAAGUGUCAGCACAAAGGAUAGACAAAAGUUAGAGGGUCUAAAGUCAAUCUUGGAUAUCAAGGGUCUAAAAUUAUCCAGCGCGAUGCUUAAGAAGAACAAGCUAUUCGUCGAGUUCGAGGUCCCAUUUCUUGACUCCUAAAUCCCUUACUUAAUUCUCCUGCUUUCAACUUCACAUU
This is a messenger RNA of Moneuplotes crassus, 1189 nucleotides long. The record is from the annotation of a GenBank genome assembly. Lineage: Eukaryota; Ciliophora; Spirotrichea; Euplotida; Euplotidae.